AGAACAUUGACAUUUUUCUCCUGACAUAAAUGUGAACACAAACAGGAGGAUAAAUUUAGAAAGCACAAAACAAAACACGUUGAUCUCCCUGGGGAAAAAAAACAUUUUACAGCUGUCAGAGUGAUGCCAAUGUCCGCUCAUUGACUUCACGGUGUUUCGGCGGUGCGGAUUGUGAAUGGCCCUUGUAUCGACUUUUUCAAUUGUGAUUGGUCAGUAUGCUCAGCGAUGUCGAUUGUGAUUGGGCAAGCCGGUUUUCCCUCCUACUACUACACGCUAAGUAAGUGCGUACAACAACAACAACUCCCCGUGGUUGUCCAUGCAUCUAUUUAACUAGCAUAGGACGGCUUUAAAUACAACAUUUACGAAGGGAGUUUAGUUUCGACUCAAAGGAUUUUUUCUGUUUUUCUGAUAAUGUCAAUUUAGCGACUUUAUCCGCAACAACAAAGUGACUUCUACCGUUAGUAGAGAGCUAAAAACAGCUAGCCCGCAAAGUCCUUUAAACUAAGGACAGCAUGUAAAGAGCCAUUAUCAACAAAAGGUGAACGGUGUUCAGCUCUAAAAUUAGACUUUAAGUUCAUCUGUAGCUGUUAUUAUCUCCGAGUGAACUUUGCUUUAUUGUCAGCCGACGACCUUAGCCCCACUUGUCACAGCUGCGGACGGUCACCGGCAUGUUUCCGUUAGACUCGCCGUGGAACAUCUCGUUUGCUGGUUGCGGUUUCCUCGGUAUCUACCAUGUCGGUGUGGCCAGCUGUCUGCUGGAGCAGGCUCCUUUUCUGGUGCAAAACGCCAGGCACAUAUACGGGGCAUCGGCUGGAGCUCUCACUGCCACUGCUCUGGUCAGUGGAGUGUGUCUCGGAGAGGCUGGUGCAAGUAUCAUCGAUGUUGCCAAAGAGGCGAGGAAGCGAUUCCUCGGACCCAUGCAUCCUUCCUUUAACUUGGUGAAGAUCGUGCGUCACAUGCUGCGGCGCACUCUGCCAGCUGAUUGUCACCAUCGGGCCAGUGGCCGGUUAGGGAUCUCUCUCACCCGAGUGACCGAUGGAGAAAAUGUCCUGGUAACUCACUACAACAACAAGGAGGAGGUGGUUCAGGCAUGUGUCUGCAGUGCCUACAUCCCAGUAUAUUGUGGCCUUAUUCCUCCCACACUGCAAGGAGUGCGAUAUGUCGACGGAGGAAUCUCAGACAACCUGCCCCAGUACGAGCUGAAAAACACCAUCACUGUGUCCCCAUUCUCCGGAGAGAGCGACAUCUGCCCCCGAGACACCUCCACCAACAUACACGAGCUGCGAUUCACUAACACAAGCAUCCAGUUCACUCUCACCAACCUCUACAGAGUCUCCAGAGCUCUCUUCCCUCCAGACCCAAUGAUCAUGAAGGCCAUGUGCAAACAGGGAUACAAAGAUGCUCUGCUCUUCUUAAAGAGGAAUGGAUUACUUAACUUCAACGGUCCUCUCAAAGACAGACCCCUGCUCGCUAAUGGAGAGGAGAAUGAGGACUAUAAUGACGAUGAGGCAGAGGAGGAAAAUAAAAGUGAUGAAGAGGACGAAAAGCCACAAAUGGAAGAAAAAGCAGUGAUGGUUCAUUCCAGUUCCUCAAUAGAGGAGCAUAUCAUGGAACACCUUCCACCCACCCUGCACAAAGCUCUAGUCGAAGCCUGCAUGGAGAGGAGGAGCCUGGCACAGUCGCUAGGCAACCUGCUUCCUGUCAGGAUGGCCUCAGCCAUGAUGCUUCCCUACACUUUCCCCCUGGAGUCUGCUAUGUCCUUGACUCUCAGACUUCUGGAGUGGCUGCCAGAUGUGCAGGAAGAUGUGGGAUGGAUUCGUGAGCAGGUAUUUAAAAUCCUGCAGCAUGUUCUGCGCCAGGCCUCCAAAAGCAUUUCUCAGCAUGUAUCUGCCAGGUUUUCCUGUCAGCUGGAGCUGCACCACUACCAGUCCCUCCCAUCCCAGUUCAGCUCCACCAGCCUGUUUCCCACCUGGGUGAACGAGAGAAGUUCUUCAGUUCAGGAUGUCUUCAUGCGUCUCGACCAGUACAAGAGACAGCUGCUGUCUGGAGUGCUGUGCAUCAACAUGGACCUGCAGGGCUCCUUCGAAACUGGACCCAUGUCAUCAAAUCAGAGCUCCUCAUCCAUCCUCUCCGAAGACGGCCUCACAAUGCACGCAGGUUGUCUUAAUAUUCCAAAUGCUGCCAACUCUGGAGACACCAUCAGCUCCUAAGAGCUUUUGGAAGAUUUCUGCUGCAGGUGCUGAGGUUCAUCAUGUACUUUUUCUAGAUCCAACAUUCAUUUGAAACAUUCAAAAAGAAUUUUAAUCAGAUUUAAAAAUCUGUUUCUAUCCUGAUGUUUAGAUACUUUUAAGUUAGCAGGAAGGUUUAUGUAAUCUAACCAGUCUUUUUACAUAGUUGACAGAAAUGGUAGUAAUUUACCAUAUUUACUCUUACCUACUGUGAAUUCAGUAUUUUUUACUGAAACAAGACAAUGAAAUAAGUCUUUAGCUGCAGUAGAAUCAGGCAAGCCCUUAGGCACAGUAUGCCUGUAGGCCCACAGAAGUGCAUUUAAACUUAGCACAUGCACCCACCAACAGUCAUGUACAAACUUGAAUUACAGGAUGUUACAAACAAAAAUGUGCACUUGAAGUAGCAUGGUUAAAAUAGGAGAGUGUUCAUGUUUUUAGUGGAAUGCAGUCAGACCAGUAGUUAAAACAGCGUUAUGAAACUCUAAAGUCACUUCUGCUAGACAGGCAGAGAGGGACUGGAAAAGGGAAAAUCUGUUUGUUACAGGUAGUUACUCCAUUUAUUAUAUGCAAAUGUCAAUGCAUUAUUGAGGAAAGCAAAACACUGUCUUUAUGUUUUUAUGUUUGUUUUAAUGUCAGUGUCUUAUGUCUUUACAGUUAUUUAUAUGAGGGAUACAAAACUGCUUUGCUCUUUUAUCCCAAUCAUAGAAAUCUGUCAUCUUGAUUUACUUGCAUGUAUGUUACAACUCUUUUAGGUUUCAAUUGAAAUCUAGAUUUUGUUGGAUUUCUUCUUUAAAAAUCUUCUGAACAAUGAUUUUGAUGUUAUUACAAACUUUUAAUGCAUACACAAAAAUGUCAUUUUCUAUCAAUCAAAGAAUCUUUUUAAUCUGAAUUGCACUUUCUUAUUUGAUGUCACUGUAUGACAUCAGAAAAAGGUCUUAGGUAAUAACCUACCUGUUUAAACACUUCUCUCAUACUGAGUACUAUCUGUCUGAUCAAGCCCCAACUUGUGCCUUAAAUGUCAAUAAAACAAUUGCUAAGUGAAUUUAACAUAUUGUCAAAAUGUUGCAGGGAAAAUAUUUUGGGAUUAUUAAAUAAACUGGUGUUGUUUAAUAUUAA
This is a messenger RNA of Lates calcarifer (barramundi perch), 3344 nucleotides long. It is a transcript of the gene pnpla2, whose product is annotated as patatin-like phospholipase domain containing 2. The record is from RefSeq and is a predicted model, not a curated record. The transcript has 9 exons. Gene Ontology annotation, biological process: positive regulation of triglyceride catabolic process; lipid homeostasis; triglyceride catabolic process. The coding region runs from base 669 to 2210 and encodes 513 amino acids. Lineage: Eukaryota; Metazoa; Chordata; Actinopteri; Centropomidae. Gene Ontology annotation, molecular function: triacylglycerol lipase activity. Gene Ontology annotation, cellular component: membrane; cytoplasm; lipid droplet.